UGUAACAAGAGGAGGCUCCUGCUGCUGCCGCUGACUCACACGGAUAAAGUUAUUAAGGCGCGGUCCUCAGUUCUGUUCUUGUCUUCUCACUACAUUAUCUUGAGUUAGGGAGCUGGACAGAGAGUUAGAGAGGAGACUUUCAGAGAGACAGUCUUAGGGUGUGAGAGUUAGGGCGAGAGACGGUGAGAGUGAAAGAAAGACAGAGAGCGAGAAAGUGUUUUUGAGAGAGAUAGAGAGAAAGAAAGUGCUUUUGAGAGAGAUCGAGAGAGAGAGAAAGCGACUUACUGAGCGAGAGAAUAGGAAUUAUAAGAGUAGUGAGGCCUGUAUAGGAUGUCAUGAUAGACUAAGAUGUGAAGAAAGAUCUGCACCGUCAGCCUGUUCAGGCCCAGAGACCCAGACAGAGGCCCAGCAGGCUCACCCUGCAGCCUGAAGUAGAGAGGAGAGAGUAAGGGAGGUACUGUGUCUUGGCACACCAGCAACACACAGGACAUCCACAAACCAGAGAAAGAGAACAUGGAGACCCUCAUCAUCAAGAAUGAAGAGAAUACAGAAGAGAGUCAUCCCAUAACUGGAAGCAAAGAUGUCACCACAUCCAUGAAAAACAUGUGGGACCUGAACCUAAACCAGGAACAAGAGGACCCAACAACAACACACGAUAAACCAGGGGAGAACACCCAGCCUCAGAACCAGGAACAAGAGGACACAACAACAACACACGAUAAACCAGGGGAGAACACCCAGCCUCAGAACCAGGAACAAGAGGACACAACAACAACGCACGAUAAACCAGGGAGAACACCCAGCCUCAGAACCAGGAACAAGAGGACACAACAACAACGCACGAUAAACCAGGGGAGAACACCCAGCCUCAGAACCAGGAACAAGAGGACACAACAACAACGCACGAUAAACCAGGGGAGAACACCCAGCCUCAGAACCAGGAACAAGAGGACACAACAACAACGCACGAUAAACCAGGGGAGAACACCCAGCCUCAGAACCAGGAACAAGAGGACACAACAACAACACACGAUAAACCAGGGGAGAACACCCAGCCUCAGAACCAGGAACAAGAGGACACAACAACAAUGCACAAUAAACCAGGGGAGAACACUCAGCCUCAGAACCAGGAACAAGAGGACACAGCAACAACACACAAUAAACCAGGGGAGAACACCCAGCCUCAGAACCAGGAACAAGAGGACACAGCAACAACACACAAUAAACCAGGGGAGAACACCCAGCCCCAGACAAAAUCUAGCGGGUUUACUGACACCCCAGAAGAUGUGCUGUGUGACUCCUGCAUCGAGAUCCCGUGCCGGGCCCAGAAGUCCUGCCUCACCUGCCUGGUGUCGUACUGCGAGGCCCACCUCAGACCCCACCUGGAGAACCAGAGGUUCCAAAAUCACCGGCUGGUGGAGCCCUUACAGGACAUCGAGUGUCGCACCUGUGAGGAGCACCGGCUACCGCUUGAACUAUACUGCCUGACGGACGGCUGCGGUGUGUGUGUGUGCUGCGAGUGUGAGGGACAGGGACAUCUGGGGCACAGUACUGUACCUGUAGAGGAGGCUCGAAGACAGAUCCAGACAGAGCUGCAGAAGAAACAAGGGGAGAUUAUGAAGACCGUCUCAGUGGCAGAGAAUUCCAUUGGCAAGCUACAGAGCAACACUGCAUCCAUAGAGAGCUCGGUGGCAGGGGUACGUGCUGUGAUGGAGCAGCAGUUCUAUCUGCUGCAAGGGGCCGUAGAAGAGGCCCGGAGGAGGGCCACGGAGGUUCUGGAGGGGGAGCAGAGGCAGGCGCUCAGCCAGGCCGAGGGCAUCCAGGCCCACCUGGAGCAGAAGAGCCAAGAGCUGAAGAAGACCCUGGCCAGAGUGGAGAGACUCUUCAGGAACAAGAGGGACGUAGACUUCCUGCAGGAAUACUCAGAGUGGAAGACGGGGGCUGUGGAUGUCUGUCUGCCUGGGCUCUACAUCGGCCUCACAGAUCGCCUGGCCUCCUUCAGCUGCCUGCUCACUGAGUCCACCCAGGAACUGUGUGACCAGAUCAAGGCUACCUACAGAGACAAACUGAAGGACAUCUGCAGGACUGAGAAACUGGGCAUUACAACCAUGGUCCAUCCCAAGAUGUCAAAGUCUUUUUCACUUCCUGAGCCUGAGAUGCGAGACGACUUCCUCACGUAUGCCAGCAGUCUGACCUUUGACCCGGACACUGUCCACAAGUUCCUGAGACUAACCGAAGACGACAGGAAGGUGACCAACACCACGCCCUGGCAGCACAGCUACCCAGACACGCCGGAACGCUUCGAGUACUGGCGCCAGGUGAUGACCUCAGAGAGCCUCUACCUGGGCCGACACUACUUUGAGGCAGAGUUGAGUGGGGAGGGCGUGCACGUGGGACUCACCUACAAAAGCAUCGAUCGGAAAGGCGUGGAGAGAUGCAGCUGCAUCACAGGAAAUGACUUCUCGUGGAGCCUCGGAAGGGAGGGGCGGAGCUUUUCCACUUGGCAUGCUGAUAUGGAGGCGGUCCUGGAAGCCACAAGUGUGUUCACGAGAAUCGGCGUCUACAUCGACUUUGACUCAGGCUCAUUAGCUUUCUAUGGUGUGACUGACAUCGCUAUGACACUCCUCUACAGGUACAAGGCUGAGUUCAUGGAGCCCUUGUAUCCUACUGUCUGGCUCUCAAAGAAGGACAGUGUGGUGUUGUUGGUUGGUCCUAAGGACCUCCCACUAAUGAAGAGCUCAACUCUGCCUGCCACCCCCAUCACUCCCAUGGCAACAUCAGCUCCUGUCAGUCCAGAAUCAUAAUACUUUGACUAGAGAAGUGUAGUUAGGUUAGAGAGGCGGACCAGUACACAUUUCUGUUUCUCACAAAUACAAUAAAGUAUCUAUUCUAUUCAUAAGCAGUUGCCUUAAGUGACUGAUACUUAUUUAACAGGACACAGCAUCAGGUAUCACAAGACAACAGACAGGGACUGAUACUUAUUUAACAGGACACAGCAUCAGGUAUCACAAGACAACAGACAGGGACUGAUACUUAUUUAACAGGACACAGCAUCAGGUAUCACAAGACAACAGACAGGGACUGAUACUUAUUUAACAGGACACAGCAUCAAGUAUCACAAGACAACAGACAGGGACUUUACAGGGGGUGUCUGCACUCAUCCAGGACCUAUAUACUAGGCGGUGUCAGAGGAAGGCCCAAAAACUUCUCCAGAUUCCAGUCACCCAACUCAUAGACUAUUGUCUCUACUACCGCACGGCAAGCGGUACCGGAGCGCCAAGUCUAGGACCAAAAGGCUCCUUAACAGCUUCUUCCUCAAGCUAUAAGACUGCUGAACAAUUCAUCAAAUAGCCACCCAGACUUUGUUUUUACAC
Molecule: messenger RNA, 3374 nt
Organism: Oncorhynchus gorbuscha (pink salmon)
Lineage: Eukaryota; Metazoa; Chordata; Actinopteri; Salmoniformes; Salmonidae
Product: tripartite motif-containing protein 16-like protein
Exons: 6
Coding region: 1089-2804 (571 amino acids)
Molecular function (GO): zinc ion binding; protein binding
Source: RefSeq, a predicted model, not a curated record